UCGAGUGGCAAAUCGACUAAGUUAUUAUAAAAACAACCAGUUUUGUGCAAGAAGUAAUGUGAACUUGUAGUCUCCUAACUAAAAAGAAAAGCACCGUUAAACUAUUUCUAAAGAAUAUUCUUUAUUUAUUUUCUUUAGGUAGAAAGAACUUGGUCGUAAUUUUCGUUUUUGUUUUGUUAUAAGAAAUGGCAGGUGUAGAAAACCUAAGCGACAGAGAUCGCGCAGUGUUGAGGAGCAUCUUCGAUCCUACUGCAACUAUCGGGGAGGUAGUUGAUGAUGGCGACAAUUUUGUUGAUGAUGAUCAAGAUUCCACAGAAACUGAGCAACAAAGCAAAGCGCUCUGUGUUCAAGGCGUGCAGCUAGCUGAGGCGGGGAAGUUCGAGGAGGCUUUGACGCUGCUGAAUAAGGGCAUAGAGGUAGCCCCCGAACGACCUGCGGGGUACAAUGACAGGGCUCAGCUGUAUAGAUUGGUGAAGAAGGAUCAAGAUGCAAUUAAGGAUUUGGACCAUGUCUUGCAACUGACAGAAGGUAAAGCGAACCGCGCUCGAGCUCUCGCGCUGUGUCAACGGGGCGUGCUCUUGCGCAAGCGCGGCUCGGACGACGAAGCACGCAGCGCUUUUGCCGAGGCUGCUAAACUUGGCAGCGGGUUUGCGAAAAAACAGGUCGUAGAACUAAAUCCGUAUGCCGCACUUUGCAAUCAAAUGCUAAGCCAAGUCAUGAAAGGAGAAAAGGACAUCAAACUGUAGAACGAUAUCAAAAUAAAACACAGAUAUCUAAUGGAUUAGAAAUUUAUAUUAUUGAGUACAAUCCACGAUCACAUUCGAGAAAAACCACAUUCUUUCUAAAACCCGGCGAACUCUUGAGUCGCCAGAUUUUACCACGAAAUCCUUGAAAAUGACAGACUUUACACUUCGAAAAUGGCAAAUGUAGACUAUAAAUCGAAAUUCUGUCACUACACUAUUAAUAUUUAAUAAUAAUUAUAGGUAUAUGCAAUAAAAUCUUGAAAAAGGAUUGCGCGCGAAAACUUCCACAAAGAUUUUUCUACAAAAAGCAUUCGCGCACAAACCCUCACUUUGUUAUAAUUCAAAACUUGAUAAGAAUUAUUUUAAUGUAUUAAAAUCUAGUGAGAGGCGACGAGACGGUAGGUAAAACAAAACGCAGUUAAAAAGUGCGCUUACAAAGAUAAUAAAUUUUUAUUUUUGUAGAAAAGUUUCGCAUAAAUGGCACAACUUAAUAAACUUUAAUAAAAUUCAUCAAAAUUCAAUAUUUAACACGUUCACAGACCAAAAUAAUCUAUUUCCCGGGCCAGUAAAAAUAAUAAUAGGGAUUAACCCAGAUAGGGCCAACUAGUCAAGCUCGGCUAGUGGGUUAGACUAAGGCUCUAAUCUGUAGAGCAAAUGUGCAAGACUGUUCAGACUUGACACUGUUAAAACGAGACAGAGUUAUACGGCUAGCAUAAAUCUGUCUCGUUUUAACUGAAACUUACGUCUAAACAAUGUCAAUGCCUGAGUGUAUUUUUUUUCUAUGGCCAAAAUGUGUUCUAAUUUCUAUCGAGUCAUAGAAAAUCGUUUUCUGAUUAACUUCAGGACAAAGAACGUGUUCAAAUCUAUAUAACUGUCGAUAACAAGUCGUCAUAAUAUCAUUGACGGUGUAUUGCACGACUUAACUUAUACAACUAGAUUGGGAUUAUACAAAAUUCUUAUUUUAUUAAAGAACCCUUUGGCACAAGUUAUCUUUGACAGUUAUUAACUGUGGGGCAAAAAUUAUCUACAGAUUAAAAAUAAAAAUAGAUAUGAAAAUGGCGCGAAACUUUUCCACGUGCUGGGGUGAAAGGAUGAUCAUAUCACAGAGAUAGUUAUAAUAAUGUGAGUAGGUACAUUAGUUUAAUAAGCAUUACAUAUUAUCAUAGGAUCGAUAUAAUAUAAACUAUUAGAAUUCACUAUAGUUACUGUAAAGUAGGAAAUCAUGUUUGCAUGAAUUCCAUAUUU
Maniola jurtina (meadow brown) is the source of this 1988-nucleotide messenger RNA. RefSeq names its product tetratricopeptide repeat protein 36. NCBI's taxonomy places the organism in Eukaryota, Metazoa, Arthropoda, Insecta, Lepidoptera, Nymphalidae. The coding region runs from base 186 to 746 and encodes 186 amino acids. The record is from RefSeq and is a predicted model, not a curated record. Gene Ontology annotation, biological process: cilium assembly. The transcript is spliced from 4 exons. Gene Ontology annotation, molecular function: protein binding.